AUUUUACUUUAGAUAAUAUAUUUCAGAAAUUUCUCGAGGAAAGGUCGCUAAAACGAUUCCGUCUGUCGAUUUAGAAAUCUACAAGAGCAGCCAUGUUGAAGUUGGUUUGUCUUGUUCUUGCUGUUCUGGUUGUCACAAAGGCAAUCAAACUAAAGAAAAAUAAAGAUCUGACCAAGAAGCCAGAGUUUGUGAGGCGCCAAGCCUCGACAUGUGGCGAUGGCAGGUUCGAGUGCACGUCCGGUGAAUGCAUCAUGUUGGACUGGACGUGCGACAAUCAGUUCGACUGCUUCGAUGGAUCUGACGAGCGGGAUUGCCCAUGCGAAUGUUCUGGCGAGCAUCAGUUCAAGUGUCGCAAUGGUCCUUGUAUUCCCGUCUCCUUCCUUUGCGACUACGAUGACAAUUGUGGCGACGGCAGCGAUGAAACUAACUGCGACCACGCCUCAUGUGGACCAGACCAGAUCCAGUGUGACAACAUGAAGUGUAUAUACGAGACCUGGUUGUGUGAUGGCGACGACGACUGCCGUAACGGGUUGGACGAAAGUGAUGAGCAGUGCGGUGGGACGUGCAACUCGCAGCAGUUCCAAUGUGCUGACGGCUCGCGCUGCAUCCCCAUCCACAUGAAGUGUAACGGCGACCGCAACUGUGCCGACGGCAGCGACGAGGCUGACUGUGUGUGCAAUGAUGACCAGUUUAAAUGUGCUGGCGGUCGCUGUAUCCCGGGUUCGUGGCACUGCGACGGCGACAACGACUGCGGCGAUUAUUCGGAUGAAAUCGGUUGUCCCACCCUCCACCCGAGUGUUUGUAGUGACAUCAUGUCCAUCCGCGACUGCGUGCUCAUGAACGAGACGGCGAAGCCCAUCUGUGAACACGGCGAGCUCGGCUUCAAGUACUGCCGCAAGUUCUGCGACCUCUGCCAGAGCCAGGAAUGAAGGGGGACAACCAGGGGAAGAGUUGUCUUUCUUAGUCGUCGUUGAUGAUUUUGAGAAGGAUAAGUGUUUUCACCUAAAAGCGAGUUUGCGCUGUGUGAUGAUGGAGACCUGGGGUGUAUGGAGGGGGAGGCGAUGAGAGAGGUUAGCAGGUAGAUGUUAAUGUAGACCAGCGUGUUAUACUCGUUACACGAAGACCUAGUCUUUAUUUUUUUUAUCCUGUCUGGAUAUUGGAUCGAAAUUUUUUAGAACUUGGGAUUUGUAAAGUCGAUCUGGAAAAUAUCAUCUGCUAUGUUAAGCUGUUUGUAUCGUGUUGAUGAAUUAUUUUGUAUAUGGAGAGUGAUAAUAAACUGUUUCUCGUUUAA
Messenger RNA from Pomacea canaliculata, 1291 nucleotides. RefSeq names its product very low-density lipoprotein receptor-like. NCBI's taxonomy places the organism in Eukaryota, Metazoa, Mollusca, Gastropoda, Architaenioglossa, Ampullariidae. The transcript is spliced from 7 exons. Bases 93 to 929 code for a protein of 278 amino acids. The record is from RefSeq and is a predicted model, not a curated record. Gene Ontology annotation, molecular function: protein binding.